UUGUGUUCUUCCAUAUUCAUUGCUUCUUCUCUCCACUCAUACAAAAAGUUCUCUCUUCAUCUGUUCUUCUAUAUAAUAUAACCCUUGAGUCUCAUAAUUUCAUUCGUAAAAGUUUACGAUCUCAGUGUCCUAUCGCAUCGAAUUGUAUCAUCAAUGGCAGCACCAAUAGUAGAUGCAGAGUAUCUGAAGGAAAUAGACAAGGCACGAAGAGAUCUUCGAGCUCUCAUCUCCAGCAAAAACUGUGCUCCUAUUAUGCUUCGUCUAGCGUGGCAUGAUGCAGGAACUUAUGAUGCUAGAACAAGGACUGGAGGACCUGAUGGAUCAAUUAGGAAUGAGGUCGAGUACAAGCAUGCCGCUAACAACGGCCUCAAAAUCGCGAUUGAUCUUUGCGAAGAAAUUAAGGCCAGACAUCCUAAAAUUACGUAUGGUGACCUCUAUCAGCUUGCUGGAGUUGUUGCUAUUGAGGUAACUGGAGGUCCUACCAUUGAUUUUGUCCCUGGUAGAAAGGAUUCAUCAAGUUCGCCAGAAGAAGGGCGCCUUCCUGAUGCCAAACAAGGUCCACCACACUUGAGGGAUGUCUUUUACAGAAUGGGACUCUCCGACAAAGAUAUAGUGGCAUUGUCUGGUGGCCACACACUGGGAAGAGCACAUCCAGAGAGAUCUGGCUUUGAGGGUCCUUGGACUAAAGAGCCUUUGAAAUUUGACAACUCAUACUUUGUGGAGCUCCUCAAGGAGGAUUCAGAAGAUCUCUUGAAACUUCCCACUGAUAAAGCUUUGGUUGAAGAUUCACUAUUCCGCCCUUAUGUGAAACUUUAUGCAAAGGACGAAGAGGCUUUCUUCAGAGACUAUGCGGAGUCACACAAGAAGCUCUCAGAGCUUGGGUUCGCACCACCUUCAUCAUCCUUCAAGUUAACAUUAAAGAACAGCACGGUAUUGGCACAAGGUGCCGUUGGAGUUGCUGUUGCAGCAGCUGUUGUAAUAUUGAGUUACUUCUAUGAACUCAACAGGAGAAAUUAGCAUUAGCAAGCACACAAGUUCCAAUACAUUGGCUAACUCAGUUGUAGAAAGUGAAUAGCUCCAUAAUUCAAUGGCCUCAAAAUUGGUGAUUGUUAUUGGCACCGCAAAGAAUGAUGCUAGUAUUUCUUUAUGUUUCAUCAAUAAAUCUUGGGAUGUGCUGAUUGUAGCUACUCAAGUGUAAAAUAACAACAUGUCUUUGGUGACUUUGAAAUAUCAUAAGUCUACUGAUUGAGGAAGAAUUGUU
This is a messenger RNA of Solanum dulcamara, 1261 nucleotides long. RefSeq names its product L-ascorbate peroxidase 3-like. Gene Ontology annotation, biological process: hydrogen peroxide catabolic process; response to reactive oxygen species; cellular response to oxidative stress. NCBI's taxonomy places the organism in Eukaryota, Viridiplantae, Streptophyta, Magnoliopsida, Solanales, Solanaceae. Bases 154 to 1017 code for a protein of 287 amino acids. Gene Ontology annotation, molecular function: heme binding; peroxidase activity. The transcript has 9 exons. The record is from RefSeq and is a predicted model, not a curated record.